Molecule: messenger RNA, 1380 nt
Organism: Ilex paraguariensis (yerba mate)
Lineage: Eukaryota; Viridiplantae; Streptophyta; Magnoliopsida; Aquifoliales; Aquifoliaceae
Source: the annotation of a GenBank genome assembly
AUGGAGCAGUUGAAUGUGUUCAUUUUACUACUGCAUUUGAUGUUCUUUGAUGUCAAAGCACAAUCUUCCACCAGUGAGAAUGGAAAUGGAUCGCUUUCACAAGGCGUUAGUUCGGGUUUUCAGCCAAACCUUGCAGUUGUCAUUGGCGUUAGUUCGGGUUUUCAGCCAAACCUUGCAGUUGUCAUUGGUACCCUCUCUGUCAUGCUGUCCUUGACUUUUAUCCUUCUGAUUUUUGCCAAGUUCUGUCACAGUGCAUCUUCUGUUCCCAACCAACAGAUUCAAGAUGGAGUACUUGUUAAUUCAAGGUCUCGUUUCUCGGGUAUCGAUAGAACAGUGAUUGAGUCUCUUCCUUUCUUUAGAUUCUCUGCUCUUAAAGGCUCAAGGGAAGGUCUUGAAUGUGCAGUUUGCUUAUCCAAAUUCGAAGAUUUUGAAAUUCUCCGGUUACUGCCCAAGUGCAAACAUGCCUUUCACAUAGAUUGUAUUGAUCAAUGGCUUGAGAACCACUCGAGCUGUCCUAUUUGCAGGCACAAAGUCAGUGCUGAUGAUCUUUCAUUCUUGACAUACUCAAAUAGUUUGAGGUUCUUAUCGAAUCAAUCUGAGCUAAGAGAGGAAUUGGAUUUGGAGCUCUUUGUCCAAAGAGAGGAAGAUCAAAAAGGGUCUUCAAGAUUAAGCAUUGGAAGCAGCUUUAGGAAGUUAUACAAUGGUAAGAAAGAAGAAGAACUGCUAACCAAAGAACCUUGUGAUGUCGACGAAAAUCAGAAGGCUUUUCAUAAGCACAAUCACAAGAUCAUUGUGUCUGAUGUUGUCUUCAAGAACAGAUGGAGCAAUGUUAAUUCCUCUGAUCUCAUGAUUUUGAAUUCAGAAAUGCUUAAUGCCAUGUCCAGCAAUAGAUUCUCUUCUUUGGACUCGAAAAACGAGCAGUCCCCGACAGCUAGAGUUAUUGAAGAUGGUCAUGUCAUGAAUAUUAAGGAAGAAAUGGAGAGGAAAAGAGAGUUUGAGAGCAAAUUCAGCCAAAUCAAGCAAGGUAGCUGCGAGUCCGAAUCAAAUUCAAGCAAUGGAUCAAAGGUUUUGAAUGCCACAGGGAAAAGGUCUAUGUCAGAGAUAACAGUUCAUCCAAGAUUCAGAGAGUUCAACAUGAAAAAUAGUAGUAAACAGUCUUUUCCUGAGAAUACUGUGGAGGAGGAAAGAACGAGAAGGCUUUGGUUGCCAAUUGCACAGAGAACAGUUCAAUGGUUUGUCAACAGAGAAAAAAGGUCGCCACAGUACCCGCUAUUAAGGGGGAUCAAACUGGAUAAUGACCCUUUAAAGUCUUGUAACACGAGAGAGUCGUUAAAUGACCCUUUGAAAUCUCGUAACAUGAGGGAGUCGUUAAAUGUAUAG